AUGAAAGCGAUAUUUUCAGAAGAUGAUGCAGCAGCACUCACAAAUCUUGUUCCGGCAUCGUUUGCUUUAAAGGGGACGCCUCCUCCGUUGCCAGGGGCUUCGCGUGCGGACCUUGGCUCGGCUAAGCAGCCAUCAGCUUUGAAGCUUGAAGGAAAUAUUUGUGAGCAUGCCAUUCGGAAAUUCCGUGACGAUGACGAUCUAUUGAAAGAGGAAAGGUUGCUGCACCGCGCAACCGCCAAAUGGGCUUUGGUGGUUUUUCGUUACGCCAGGGAGCUCGGCCUUGCUCCUGAGACUGAGGAGGAGAUCAUUGCUUGCUUUGGUACCAGGUCGGUGCACACUAUCACCAAGCGUGCCAACACGUUUGCCGCUUACUUGAGGUGGGUGGAUGUUGUGUCUAACUCCAAUGUGUCUGCCUUUUGUGAUGCAGCUUACUGGAAGUACUUGAAGUUCUUGGAAUCGUCCGGGGCGGCUGCCUCGAGUGCCACAUCCUUUUUGGCCUCCGCGAGGUUUUGCAAGUUUGUAUUGGGGUUGUCCCGCGUGGAGGAGCCCAGCCGCAAGUGUGCCGGCCUCGCAGAGAAAUUAGCUGGUCAGGCUGGGGUUGUUAGGCAGGCAGCGCCUCUGACGGUGGAUCAAAUCCUCGUGAUUCAUGAAGCCUUACACAGUGAACAUACGAGCAGGUGGGACCGUGCUUUCUGUGCUUACUGCUUGGUUGCCUUGUACGGCCGUGCCCGCCAUAGUGACUUGAAGAGGGUCUCCCAUAUUGAGUGGGAUGUGCCGCAGGACACCGAUCGGUCACGGCAAGGCUCCCAAGGUUACAUUAUCAUCUAUACCAAGCACCAUAAAACAUCCAGGGCCACGGCGAAGAAACUUCGGCUGCUCCCCAUUGUUAUUCCAGUUGCAGGAAUCCACAGCAGGCCUUGGAUACACGCGGCCCAGGACGCCUUUGUGGCUGUGAACUUAACCUUGAGGGGCGAGGUUGGCGGUCCGUUAUUUCGGCCGCCUCGGAGUUUUGACUCCCUCAGCUUAUGCAGACGUAGCAUCACAUCCGACGAAGUGUCAGUUUUCGUUCGGCUCUUGCUCGGCCUCAGCCGAGAUGCCCCUAGUGAAGGGGAUCGAGUUACGAGCCACAGCAUGAAAAGGACCUGCCUUUCCUGGGCCAGUAAGGCGGGUUUUGACCGCUUGACUCGGAGUUGCCUAGGAAGGCACGCCUACGCGACUGAAGGGACUGAGGCUAUUUAUUCGGUGGAACUUAGUUUGCCGCAUGUGCAAAAGCUUGAGGCCCUCAUCAAAUUCAUCGUGAACGGAUCCUUUGCCCCAGACGCAUCAAGGGCCUUGAUGUGGGCGUUCCCGCCGCCAGCUGCUGAGAUUGCUUCGCCAGGACAUUUCACGGUGCCCGUGGAGACUUCCAGCGUACCGCUGGCAGAUGAACGGUCGGGGGCUGUGGAACCUGACUCUGGGGAUGAAGGCCAGAGUAGCAGCUCCACUUCGAGUUCCAGUAGUAGCAGUGAGUCGGACUCUGAUGGAGAACCAGAGGGGUCCCCCAUGAAAAGACGCAGAGCAGCACUUGCGGAUGAUAAGCGUGUCGAGCCUGAAGGUGGGUGGGUAGUGCAUCGUCGCUCCCACAUUUUGCACCGUGUUUAUCGUGACAAGAUUUUGAUGUGUGGAAGGCCCAGAACCCAAGCUUAUGACUUGGUAGAGGACGUCACGUCCUGCGGCGCCGCUAUGACUUCGUUGGUGGAAUCAGAAGCCCAUUUCGUGCAGCGUGCAGCUGAGGUGCGGCUGUCAGACGCUUCAGUUCAGGCGUUGCGGCGCCAUGGGUUCAGGACCUUGGGGCAGCUCGCUUACACAGUGGGCCAACCAGGCCAGUUGAUACCGGAGGCUGAGUUCACCGAUUGGUGCCGCAAUCAUGUGCCAGCAGCAUCAGCAGCUGAUCUUGCAUCGUUGAAGCGGUUAUUGUUUGAGGCACAAACAUUAGCACUCACGCAGCUCCGAGCUCAGGUGACCGAACCUGAUUCAGCUAGUAAGCGGGUUCCAGAGGCUGAGCGUGAGCGCCGGCUUCAGCAGUUGCGGGAUGAGCUGAGUGGCCUCAACAUUGAAGGGCCUCUGGAGCCGGGGCGGAAGCUUUUGGACGAAUGCUCUCAUCAGGAAGCUGUCGGUCAAUUGAAAUACCUUUCUCCCGACAAAUGUGUCAGUCGCCUGCAUGAGGUCACGCAUGCCAAGGAUUCAUCUCGACAGGUGGAAAUCGACCAGAGUCGGCUCAUCAUCAAAGAAACACAGGACGAAUUCUCGAUGCCUGCAUCCUCAGCCCUUCAGGUCCAGGAGGCGUUGCGGCGUCGGGGCCUAGCUUACACAUUUGCCCAAGCUGUCAGCUGGAAUGCAUAUGAUAAGUAUGUGACCAAGCUGUUUGGUCAUAUGCAUCGUGACCCGCCGCCAAACCAUAAUCGCAUUUCGGUGAGUCAGAUCGUUGAAGCCGAUAGGUUGGUCUUUACCCGUCUCAUUGAGCUUAACAUCAAACCCAAACAGGAACCCAGUGGCGCACGGCCUAUGGACGAAGCCUUGCAUGCAGCACUCGAGUCCUACCAGGUCAGUUUUGCUUUGAUGCAUUUGGCUAGCAAGGGGGGCAACACUCCUCGCCGACCUUGGAAGCGGCCGCGAGUGCAACCGGAUGCCGCUGCUGCCUCAGUGAACCCGGAGACAAAGAAGGGCAAAGGAAAGGGUAAGAAAGGCAAAGCCGCACCGUGGAUCAGCAUCCCUAAAUUCAUUCGGGACCGGGGCGGUGUGGCCGUCACGCCGGCGGGUGAGCCCAUAUGCUUCACUUACAGUAUCCAUGGGAAGUGCAAUACGCCUGGUUGCACCAGGAAGCAUGCUGCGGCCUCUGGUUGUGUCACGGGUGAUGCUCACGUCUUCCAAGGGCACGGCCCGGUCAAGCUUGAUCCCGUCCUCUUCUCAGGUUUGUGUGAAGAGUUUGGCCGGCAGGUUCCUUUCGUUGAUCAUCCUGCGGAAGCUCUCGCCAGGACGAUUCUUGACUCCAAGUCCUUUGAAUUCACUUGCAUAGCUGAACUUGUCAGUUUGCUUCCAUCUGAAGCUCCCGCGCGUUCCGAUGGCGUAAAUCCUGGAGGCCAUUCCUGGACCUCUGGCGCAUACGUCCUCGGUGGCAACCUUGGAGCCAGGUUGAACAUGAAACUUUUUCCUGCGGUAUCGGCCCUACUGGCCGUUGUGCUGCGGGCCGCAUGCGACGAUGCGGUUUUCACCAGUCUUGCAUUGCUUACGAAUCAGUCUGCGUGGUUGCACAGAGACCUCAAUAACGCCUGUGAAUCGCUCAACACAGCGGUUGCCUUAUCGAGUUUCAGUGGUGGCGGCAUCUGGGUUCAAGGCGGCGGCACCGUGCAGUGCCCACUUGAUCCGAGCUUGGAACCAGGAUGCAUUCACUCUUUUGCUGAUGGAGUUGUGCAAUUUGACUCACACAGCCUGCAUUGCACUCAGCCGUGGGCAGGUACUAGGUGCAUUCUUGUGGGUUUCGUUGUUAAGGGCUACCAGGCUUUCUCGCCCGACCUGAUAGGCGACCUUUUGAAACUGGGGUUCAACCUUCCCGACUUAGGCACUGGCGAUGUCUUCGCAGCGCCAUCAGGGGUGUCCAGCUUUCCAGUUGUGCUUGAAAUUUUCUCCGGCGCGGGUCGUCUGACGGCCCAGCUCAGGGCUCGUGGGGCCUCUGGAUCUUUAGCAGUCGACUCCAGUCAAGUGUCUGCACCUGCAGCCCCGCCUAAGGUUCUUGAUGUAGCGACAAAUCAGCAGCUUCUGUCCUCCUGGCUGGAAGCCGAUCAUGUUGUCGGUGUGCAUUUUGCCCCGCCAGUUGUGAUGCCUCCACCCUUGGAACGAGCUGUUCAAUACCUCGUCUCUCGAGCUGUGGAACUUGCCCUUCUUGUGUCCAUUGAGUUGCCGGCGAAUUCAACCUUCUGGAGCUCUGCAGCUGGCCGCAAGGUGCGAAGCCUCUGCCCUUACUUGAGAGUUUUCCCCCUUGCUGAUUGUGCCGAUGCCAACGCAAGUUCUUUGUUGGUUAGCAAUCGUGAUGUCUUCGAUGGCUUUGCCACCGCUGCACAUGGCGCGCCUGCUGUCUCCUCUGAGGCGGCUCAGCUUUGGGAUCGAACAUACACUUGGGAGGUAGCUGCAAAGUUGGCCGACGGCUUUGUGCCCCGGCGCUUCCUCUUCGCCGCGCCUCAGGUGGCAAGUACACGAGCUGCGACAAUGUCCCAGCCCAAGGCCUCCAAGUUCCCCGCCCUUGUCUCUGAACAUCAGCAAGUCCUGUUGGUGCGCGGUCACAUGGACUGGCCGGUUGCCCGCAUGGAGCGUUUAAAGUCUGACCUUGAAUUGCCUCCUCACCUUCAAUGCCCCUUGCGUGUCCUUCCAGCUGGAGCUCAGUUGCUUCGGGUUACUAAGACGGUUAAAAAGGGGGUUGGUUCGGGGUUUUCGGGUGAGGAGUGGGUGUCGGCUUGGGGUGUUCCUAGGGAUCCCCAGGAGUUUGUGGCUGGGGCAAUCAGGGCCGGACACCCUUGCAAGUGGGAAGCUGCUCUCCCGCAGGUACUGCAGGAUGCCAUCCAGCGGAACGCAUCUUCUUCAGCCGAGCAAUUAGCUCGAGACCGAGCGCUCUUUUUCAAGACGUGGCUGUCAAGGGCAAAGGAGUUGGAAAGUGAAGAAGCUUCCUUUAAAGCAUCUUUGGCACCCCAUGUGUCCAGCAUUUUGGCACCGAAACGCUUGCUCUUGUUCAAGGAACUCCUUUCGGCUUAUGAGUAUCCGGAUCCCGAAGUUUUCGAUGAGAUCACGCGCGGCAUCCGGCUCACAGGCCAGACGCCGAACACUGGAAUAUUCCCGCCAACAUUUAAGCCAGCGGUGCGCCAAGCUGUUGAUCUUGAACAAUGGGCCCCUGGAGCUAGGUCUAGAGUUCUGGAGUGCAUCAAACCGCAAGGCGAUGUGGACGCCGUGGUCCAUGAGAAGACGGUCGAAGAGCGGGAAAAGGGAUGGGCUACGGGACCCAUUCCUUUGCAAUCACUGCCGCAGGACAGCUUGAUUAGUCGUAGAUUCGGGCUUAGGCAGGGGGAGAAGAUUAGGUUAGUGGAUGACUUGAGCUUCAGCGGGGUUAACGAAUUGGUUACGGUUCAGGAGUCUCCUAAACCCCACGGGCCAGACGUCGUGGCUGCUGCCAUGUUGACGUUCAUGCGACUCGCCCCAGGAGUGCCCCUUCAAGGCCGACCGUAUGAUUUGCGGUCUGCCUAUAGACAGCUGCCGGUGCAUCCAGAAUCUUUGCGACACUCCUACGUCGCUCAUUGGAACCCCACUGCGGGUUCCAUUGAGCUUGAUCAACUGCUUGCACUUCCGUUUGGAGCUUCACGGUCAGUGUUCGGAUUCCUUCGAGUAGCCACAGCCGUGUGGUGGCUGGGAUGUGUGGCGCUAAGCCUGUGCUGGAGCGUCUUCUUUGACGAUUUUAUUACAAUUGCCAAGUCCUGUGACAUCGGACACACGGAGGCAACCGUUUGCACCUUCUUCAGACUUCUAGGUUGGCUAUUCGACGAAUGCGGCUCGAAAGCCGUCGAUUUUAGUACAUCCUUCAAAGCGUUGGGUGUCUUGUUUAAUCUUGCCCAGUCCCCUAAGGGGCUAGUCACCAUUUCCAACACCCCAACUAGGAUCACUGAGCUAACCACCGUAAUUUCUACUUUGUUAGCCUCGCGGAAACUGACAAGGGCGGAAGCACAACGCCUCCGCGGCAGGAUGCAAUUUUGCGAUAGUUUCUUGUUCGGUCGGGCGUCGCGCUUGAGCUUGCAGGCAGUGUCACGGCAUGUGCAUUCGACACAUGAUGAGGUGAUUGAUGGAGACUUGUGGGACUCGCUGCUUCGUUUCCACAAUUGUUUGCAGGAGAGUAGGCCACAUGUGGUCACGGCAACUCAUCAGGACUCCUUGCGCUUCGUGACUGCGUUAGUUUCCUUGGCUGAAUCACUUGUGGACACUCUAGGUUAA
Molecule: messenger RNA, 6006 nt
Organism: Symbiodinium sp. CCMP2592
Lineage: Eukaryota; Dinophyceae; Suessiales; Symbiodiniaceae
Source: the annotation of a GenBank genome assembly